GAAAGAAGGUUGUGGAUGUUGCUGUGGGAUCCACACAUUGUCUGGCCCUCACUGACGACGGAGAGGUGCACAGUUGGGGCAGCAAUGAUAAGCUGCAGCACUUUGAUACACUCUUUUCGAACAAGAAGCAGCCUAAGGCACUCCCAGGGCUCAACUCCAAACACAUAGUGGGAAUCUCCUGCGGCCCAGGACAGAGCUUCGCCUGGUCCUCGUGCUCAGAGUGGUCCGUCGGGCAGCGUGUGCCCUUUGUGGUGGACGUUUGCCCCAUGACCUUCGAGCAGCUGGACCUGCUCCUGCGACAGGUCAGCGAGGGGAUGGACGGCAGCUCGGACUGGCCUCCCCCACAGGAGAAGGAGUGCAUGGUAGUCGCCACACUCAACCUGCUCAGGCUCCAGCUCCAUGCAGCCAUAAGUAACCAGGUGGAUCCAGAGGAGCUGGGACUGGGGCUCGGCAGCGUGCUUCUCAAUAACCUCAAACAAACGGUGGUGGUACUGGCGAGCAAUGCUGGGGUGCUCAAUACUGUGCAAGCAGCUGCUCAAGCAGUCCUCCAGAGUGGCUGGUCAGUGCUGCUACCCACCGCUGAGGAGAGGGCGAGGGCGUUGUCCUCACUCCUGCCCAAUGCUGCAUCUGGAAAUGAGAUGAGUGUGAGCCCCGGACGUCGCUUCAUGAUCGACCUGUUGGUCAGCAGCUUAAUGGCUGAUGGAGGUUUGGAAUCAGCACUGAACGCAGCCAUCACCGCUGAGAUUCAGGACAUUGAAGCCAAGAAGGAGGCUCAGAAAGAGAAGGAGAUCGAUGAGCAGGAGGCCAAUGCCUCCACCAUGCACCGCUGUCGCACCGCGCUGGACAAAGACCUCAUCAACACGGGCAUCUACGAGUCAGCGGGGAAGCAGAGCCUCCCUCUGGUGCAGCUUGUACAGCAGCUGUUGAGGAACAUCGCCUCUCAGACCAUCGCCAGGCUGAAGGACGUUGCUCGGCGCAUCUCCAACUAUUUAGAGGCAGAGCAUGUCAGCAAAGAGCGCUCUGCGUCUCUGGACCUGCUGCUGCGCUUCCAGAGGCUGCUGGUUAGCAAACUCUACCUGGGUGUCAACGGCACAGAGAAUGUCAAUGGAUACAAUCCUGAGCUUCUGGGUGUUGGCUCCCUGUUAAAAAAGUACAUCGCUCUGCUGUGUACUCAUAUCGGAGACAUCCUCCCAGUUGCGACAAGUAUUGCCUCUACUGGUCGCCGCCACUUUGCUGAAGUCUCACGGGUUAUUGAAGGAGAUCUAACUG
This is a messenger RNA of Plectropomus leopardus (leopard coralgrouper), 1269 nucleotides long. Lineage: Eukaryota; Metazoa; Chordata; Actinopteri; Perciformes; Serranidae. The record is from RefSeq and is a predicted model, not a curated record.